This is a messenger RNA of Trichoplax adhaerens, 876 nucleotides long. RefSeq lists its product as uncharacterized. Lineage: Eukaryota; Metazoa; Placozoa; Uniplacotomia; Trichoplacea; Trichoplacidae. The record is from RefSeq and is a predicted model, not a curated record. Gene Ontology annotation, molecular function: protein binding. The annotation marks the transcript as partial. The transcript has 7 exons.
UUUAAAUGUAAUAAUGGACUCUGCAUUCCCAGUCAUAACUGGUGCAAUUUUCAGUAUAAUUGCGAAGAUAUGUCUGAUGAGCAAAAUUGUAUCUAUCCGAAAUGUAACCAAUUUACUGAAAUAAAAUGUCAAAGUGGUCAGUGUAUAAGCAGAGCCCUACGUUGUGAUGGUUACAAUGAUUGUUACGAUGGAUCAGACGAAGAGUACUGUGGAUAUCCUUCAUGCCAUACUGGAACUUUUACAUGUUUCCUGGGUCGAUGUAUCGAUAUUUUCCAAAAGUGCGAAAACAAGGUUGAUUGCUGGGAUACAGUCAACAAUCAAAAUUGCCACGAUAAUACUGUAUGUCUGGAAAACUAUUUCUCAUGUGCUUCGAUUGAAAUGUGUGUUCCUAAUGCUGUUGUCUGUAAUGGUAAAUAUGACUGCUAUGACUGGACAGAUGAACUAGAUUGUGUUUAUCACUCUUGCUCAACCUACAGCCAGAUGUGUAAAGAUGGAACAUGUUUCGCUGAUUCUCUUCAGUGCGAUGGAAAUACAGAUUGCGUUGAUAACACGGAUGAAAUUAAUUGCGGUACCAUUUCAACCUUGUAUGAACGGUGCCAAGGUGAUAAUUUUACUUGCUUUACAGGAGAAUGUAUCCAACACAGUAAACGUUGCAAUGGGAUCAAUGAUUGCCAAGAUCAUUCAGAUGAAUAUAUAUGUGGUAAUGUAACUUGUUUAAAAUCAGAGUACAAAUGUGAUAGCGGAGAAUGUGUUCCGCUAACUGGGCGAUGUACAACGCUUUAUGAAUGUAAAGAUGAUUCUCAAGCUAAGAUGUGUAGUAAGUGCUAUGUAUCUAUGUUAUUAUUUUACGAUUAUUACUCAAUGAGUAUCUGGUAA